Molecule: messenger RNA, 566 nt
Organism: Entrophospora sp. SA101
Lineage: Eukaryota; Fungi; Glomeromycota; Glomeromycetes; Entrophosporales; Entrophosporaceae
Source: the annotation of a GenBank genome assembly
AUUUAACUCCUAGUAUACUGGUAACAAACCUUGACAGCAGUAACAGGAACGAUGAUUUAGAUUUAGAUUCACCGUGUACGCCACCACCAAUAACACAUCCUGAGGUAGCAUUUGAUGUGUCAACUAUAGUUCCAGAUUUUUUGUUUCUUGGACCUGAAAUAACUAAAGAAGAGGAGGUUGAAGAGUUGGAGAUUAGCGUUAAAGAUUUGGUCGAAGAAGAUGUAGAAAAUGGUUUAAAAUUGGCUGUUGAUUUUAUAGACCAAGCAUAUAAUGAUAAUACACCGAUAUACGUACAUUGUAAAGCAGGGAAAUCAAGAUCAGUAACUGCAGUAUUGGCUUAUUUAAUCAAGUCACGCCAUUGGACACUUCGACAUGCGUAUGAUUAUGUGAUGGCAAGAAGAAGUGGUAUCUUUAAAGGGUUUGCGGGAGUUGUGGAAUCUACAAGAUGCAUUGUUGAAAAUAUGUCAGCAAAUAGACCUUCUCGUCACCAUGGCUUUCGUAAUCACACUGCUGCUGAUCAAGAUCGUUUAAAACGUGCCUUAUUACAACCAGUUCAAGCUUGGUAA